AGCUGGUUCAAAGUUAACCGGCGAAUGCAAGCCGUGAGGCCAGCCUGCGCGAAGCGUGUGCGCAGCGGCCCAUGUCGCAGUCCAGCAAGUCUGACCUCUUCUCCAAGCAGUCCGUGGAGUCCACGGGCAGCAGCACGGGCCAUGAGGGCAUCGACAACGCCAUCGCCGGCCUGGAGAAGAGGAUCCGACCAACAAGAAAAUGGAGUCCAGCAACGCCGAAAUCGCGAUGCAUAUCAACUCGUUGUCCGAGCGGCUCGCUAAGGUGGAGAGGGCGCCGAUGGCCGCCAAGGCGUGGGCGCCGAAGCAGCAGACGAAGUCCAGGGUCGACCUCGAGUGGAUGCGCGACCAGCAGCGCGACCAGCACCGCGACGACCGCAGCGAGGGUGGCAAAAGCCAGGCGAGCCAGGGCUCGAUGUUCACGGACGUGGACCCAGACCGCAUCGACCCCGACGAGCGGCAGCGCCACUACUCCGACUUCCUCGCCGUCACCGAGAAGAACAUGAAGUGUGUCGGCGUGCUCUCCUGGAGCAUGUGCAGGGCCACCCGCCAGAGCUCCACGUUCUGCGGGGCGCUCCUCGGCAUGCUGCCGUGCAUCCUGAUCGUGAUCUUGCAGUGCGUCAUGUUCCACGCCGUCAGCCUACAGGCCCUGAAUCCCUCGUGCAAGCAGAACGCGGACUGCCGGGCGGGCAUGUGGUGCGCGCCGACCAGGGGCUUUACGAUGUACCAGAGCACCCCUGGCAAGUGCGAAGACUGCCUGUGGGCCAAGAGGAUGCAGGACGAGGAGUUCACGAAACUCCCAUCGUGGUUGCGCAAGGAUGCCUACGACGUCAUGGACCCCUUCGCACUCGCUACCGCCGCGAGCUACUGCGAUGCGUACGUGGCGGCCAACGAGGCGGACGAAAGGUGCGACUACCUCGACAGGUGGCACGACCACCUCACCCUGGGCCCCUUCCUCGUCGUCAUCACCGUGAUCGCCGUGGUGCUCCACGUGGUCACCGCGGACCUGGACCAGGACGAGGCCUGCCUCGACGUGUUCGUCUACCGGCUCGACAGGGUGGCGGAGUUUGGGUGCUGCCAACGCGGUAUUAUCCGCACUAUUGCCUCGAUCGUCUUCAACGUAAGGACGUUCGUGCUGCCGGGCAUGGUCACGCGCACAUACAUCGCGCUUGUUUUGACAGGGCCCCCCGCCCCGGGGCUCGCCGCGCUGCCCGUGGCCGGCGUCCUCGCGGGGGUGGCCGUCCUCCUGGUGCAGCUGGCCGACCGCCUGUUCGGGCUGGUGCUCCUGGACUCCACAUGCCGAGCUCUCCCCGAGCCUCGCCGCCCCGCGGAGCGUUGAGCGGCGCGCGCUCUCCGCUCGGAGGGUGCAGAGUGCCGCCGGGGCCGCGGCCUUUUUUUUAAUAGAUUUGUUAUUGUAUUUUAGAGUGAAAUAGAGUGAUUUAGGGUUCUGGUGCACCACGCUCCGGCGCGGCACACUGACCGUGUCCCAGCCCGGUGAGCGUCAGCGCCUCGAUCUGUUUCCAGCUUCCCGCCCUGCGGAGCGGAGCGACACGCUGUCUGCUCGCAGGGCGUGGCGUCUCGCCGGCGCCGUCGCCGCGACACGCUAAGCGAGUAAUUGUGUUUCCUUCUCCUGUCUCCUCCUCCUUCUCCUCCUCCUCCUUCUCCUCCUCCU
Molecule: messenger RNA, 1669 nt
Organism: Prorocentrum cordatum
Lineage: Eukaryota; Dinophyceae; Prorocentrales; Prorocentraceae
Source: the annotation of a GenBank genome assembly